Molecule: messenger RNA, 3964 nt
Organism: Conger conger (European conger)
Lineage: Eukaryota; Metazoa; Chordata; Actinopteri; Anguilliformes; Congridae
Product: stromelysin-3-like
Exons: 16
Coding region: 106-2385 (759 amino acids)
Biological process (GO): endoplasmic reticulum unfolded protein response
Cellular component (GO): extracellular matrix; endoplasmic reticulum membrane; Hrd1p ubiquitin ligase ERAD-L complex
Molecular function (GO): ubiquitin-specific protease binding; zinc ion binding; metalloendopeptidase activity
Source: RefSeq, a predicted model, not a curated record
CGUCACUCACUGGCUCCACUUCAGGCUGUUCGCGCCCUCCACUUGUUGCCCUGAAGGUGGUCUCUCUUACUCAAGCGUUAUUCUGCGAGCAGGCUCAACCAAAGGAUGAUGCGAGCUCCACAGCUUCUCUCCGGUGCUUUAGCACUGCAUCUCUUCCUUUUCAUACAUUCUGUGCCAGUGCCUGAAAGAAAGAACACCAACAGGUACAAAGCGGGAUGGCUACAGAAGUCCCAGCACUACACCCUGAAAAAGAAGGGCAAGACAGCCCACCCGCAGGACACACUGAAGGGGACCACUUGGAUCAAGGGGGGUGCUGCGAUGGCAUACCCGCAAAAGAACAGCACCGAGUUCUGGAACCGCCCCCGCUGCGGCGUCCCGGACUACCCUGCCAAUAAGAAGGCCGUGUACGGCAAACGACUGCGGCAGAAACGAUUUGUGCUGUUCGGUGGCCGCUGGGAGAAGAUGGAUCUCACCUAUAAGAUCGAACGCUUCCCCUGGCAGAUGAGCGAGGACAAGGUCCGUCGUGUCAUGAUGGAGGCCCUUCGGGUGUGGAGCGAAAUCACCCCGCUCACUUUCACCGAGAUCAGGAGUGGGAAAGCUGACAUACUCAUUGACUUCACAAGGUACUGGCACGGGGACAACUUGCCCUUUGAUGGCCCGGGGGGAAUUCUGGCUCAUGCUUUCUUUCCAAGGACACACCGGGCCGGAGACAUCCAUUUUGACUACGAUGAAGCCUGGACUGUGGGCAACAACAUGGGUACGGACCUUCUCCAGGUGGCAGCCCAUGAGUUUGGUCAUGUUCUGGGCUUGCAACACUCAUUGGUCCCUGGCGCAGUGAUGUCCCCCUUCUACAGCUUUUCCUACCCACUGGAGCUAAGUGAAGAUGACAAGCAGGGCAUCCAGUACCUGUAUGGCCCACGGAAGCCCUCUGUGCCUAUCAGCACUGAGACCAAUGAGAUCCCUAUUCCCAUGCCCAAUGCCUGCCAUACAGACUUUGAUGCAGUCUCCAUGAUCCGAGGGGAGCUUUUCUUCUUCAAGUCGCGCUAUGUGUGGCGCAUCCGGGACGGACAGCUGCAGGACGGUUACCCAGCCCUCGCGUCCCGCCACUGGAGGGGCAUUCCCGACAGCAUUGACGCCGCCUUUGAAGACAAAUCUGGGAAUAUCUGGUUCUUUCAAGGCCACAACUACUGGGUGUUUGACGCGGAGAAGCAGAUCACAGGGCCAGAUUCAGUGCAGAGCCUGGGUCUACCUGUCUCCAACAUCCAAGCUGCACUCAUGUGGGGUGAGGACAAGAGCCAGAAGAUCUAUCUCUUCAAGUCCGGGAGCUACUGGCGUUUCAACCCCCAGGAUAACAAGGUGGACACGGUGUACCCCCGAAACAUGCAAGACUGGAGGGGCAUCCCCAACAACAUUGAUGGUGCCUUCCAGGACCAAUAUGGCUUUGCCCACUUCCUCAGCGGAAAGCAGUAUUGGAAGUUUGACCCUGUGGGAGUAAAGGCACUGGAUGGAUAUCCACGCUAUGUUGGAAUGGAUUUUUUCAAUUAUGUAAUCCCAGGAAACGUUAUUGAAAGCAUAAACAAAAAUAAAACUAAAAGGAUCACCAUGGCCCACAGUUUCACCCAAGAAUAUCUACAGAUUCCUGCCGUCACCAGAGCGUAUACAACAGCCUGUGUUGUCACCACUGCCGCGGUGCAGCUGGAGUUAAUCACCCCUUUUCAGUUGUAUUUCAAUCCUGACCUGAUUAUAAAGAGAUACCAGAUAUGGCGCCUGGUAACCAACUUCCUCUUUUUCGGCCCGCUUGGAUUCAGUUUUAUGUUCAACAUGAUUUUUCUAUAUCGAUACUGCCGCAUGCUAGAGGAGGGGUCUUUCCGGGGUCGGACAGCGGACUUCGUCUUCAUGUUUCUGUUUGGGGGGGUGCUCAUGACUCUCUUCGGCCUUUUUGCCAAUUUGUUUUUCCUGGGUCAGGCAUUUACAAUCAUGCUGGUGUAUAUUUGGAGCCGGCGAAACCCCUAUGUCCGUAUGAACUUUUUUGGCCUGCUCAAUUUCCAGGCACCCUUCCUGCCCUGGGUGCUCAUGGGAUUCUCCUUAUUGCUUGGCAACUCCAUUGUUAUUGACCUCUUGGGCAUCGGUGUGGGGCACAUGUACUUCUUUUUAGAAGAUAUCUUCCCAAACCAGCCAGGAGGGCGGAAGCUGCUGAUGACUCCAGGUGUUUUGAGAGCCCUCUUUGACACCCCGGAGGAAGACCCAGCUUACUCACCGCUCCCUGAGGAUCAGGCAGGAGAGUCCUGGCAGGGGGCAAGGGAUGAAGAGGAGCACCACCAGGAUCAGGACGAGAGACGCGACCACCAUCAUGAACCCCAGGACCCGGACGCCCACCACCGAUAGGAUGCUGGUGGCCCAGAAGGUUCUGGGGAGUGUGGACUGUUUGCUUCAUCAUUGCACAUUGUGAGUGGCUUUGAGUGGAUGGGGCACCCACUCCACAGCCCAACCACGACUGGCCACGGUCUUGAAGAAAUCCCCACAGCACUGCUGUCAAAUUAGUUUUUAUCGAGGCGGACAUUUCCCAUAUAUGAAAUGGUAUGACUAAUGGUAUAAUACAUUGUCCAGGGGACAAACAUGGUUUUCCAUUUCUUUGUAGGCUUAUUUUUGUUGCUGUAACAUGGGUGUCUUCUAAAUGCUUUUAUUAUAUCACAAAUCUACAUUUGAUGGCUGGCCAUUAACUCUUUUUUUUGUGUGUGUGCACGCACCUGUUUCCAACUGCUGCCACAUCAGUAGUUCAAAACAUAUGCACUGUGUUUUCAUUGUUUUAUUUCCAGAUUGGGAGAUUGCCUUUCUAAAUGAUCACUUAAUGAAAUAAAUUGAGCAGUUGGUAACAUAGUUGAAACCCAGCAUCAGAGCACUUCAAUGAGUGUGCAAUUGGGAUGGCAAACUAGUGAUAUUAUAGAAACCAUACAUGACACUGGAUACUGCACAUCCCCUUGGCUGACAGACUUGAUCUGUUUGGUUGUAGUUUCCCAACCCUUGUGUUGAAGGCUGAGAAAUCAGCUGUCAGGCUGGAUUCCCUUCCAGCUGGGCUGUCAGUACAACUGUCAGUUUCAUUGAGCUGUUACCUCAAUCCUGGGGACUCCCUGUGUAUGCUGGUUUCUGUUCCCACUGCAGUUGCAAUUUCUUAAUUAGGCAAAAUGUUGAACAACUUAAAUAGCCUAUUGAUUCACCUAAUUUGCCAUACAUAUCUAUUUUGACAUAAUGACUCAAGGUUAAUUCUUCAAAACAUGAAAAAUGCCUCUUUACAGCUUGCUGAAACCAGGAUCUGGAGUUCAUUAUGGGCUUUUCCCCCUGCUGGUAAUUUCUAAUAAACACAGCAGAACAGCUAGAAAGUGUGAUCUUUGAAGUUGCAGCUGAAGUAUGGCAAAAAUCUAUCGGAUUGAAUACAGAGAUGUACUCAGCUCAAUCAAUUCUAAUGAAGAGAUAGGAUGAAUAUAACCAGCAUGCAACAGUGUGCCCCAGUACUGGAGUGGAGGAUGACUUGUAUACCGUGUUGCUGCCUAGACUCAUUCAUAAAUGUGCCGACUGCCUGAAAUUCUGUUCCCAGGAGAAAAUGCGGCGUCAGCACUCCACCCUUGCUGUCUUUGUAGCCAAAGCAUCGUUACCAAAAUAGAAAGCGCUUACCAUGCCAGUGACAAAGGGGGACAAAACGACACGAUGAAAGAGUAGAAGAAAGCCUGGGACACGCAGAUAAAAAGUUCUGCAGCUUCAGUGUGCAAAAAAAAUAAAAAUUACCUGCCACCACCACAAAUGAGUCAAAGUUGACACUUUGGUUUCGCUGGUUACUUUCUUGAACUAGUCAAUUAUACUUUGAAAUCUGCUAAACAAAUUUAGCAAUAUUAAAUGUGUUGUAUACUUCAUUGAUAUUUGGCCUUAUAGAAAGUUUUCUUGUUUUUGUUUUAAAUACUUUUAAAAUGCA